Messenger RNA from Mercenaria mercenaria, 1437 nucleotides. RefSeq lists its product as uncharacterized. The record is from RefSeq and is a predicted model, not a curated record. NCBI's taxonomy places the organism in Eukaryota, Metazoa, Mollusca, Bivalvia, Venerida, Veneridae. The transcript has 2 exons. The coding region runs from base 1 to 1437 and encodes 478 amino acids. Gene Ontology annotation, molecular function: catalytic activity.
AUGGGUAUGUGCGAUGAAGUGUACAGGGGUCUACACAAUGUUUCAUGGGGAUGUGUAAACUGCGGUCUCCCCAACUUCGCAUCGAGCCUCUUUGAUCUAACUUUCUAUGAAACCUCAAACAGUUUUGACCCACUCAAAAAUGAUAUUAGCAGCCAUUUAGAAUGUGACAUCAGCUUCGCGAACCCGAAAGCAACAUCAUCUCCAAACAGAACUAAGUCUCCAAUCCGUGAUCGUCCCCCAAGUGUCUGGACAAUUCCAUGUACCACUAUUGGCGAUGAUGAAAACCUUGAACAUUCAAGUUUUCUAGAAAAUGGAAAUGAAUUUCUAUUCAUCCAUAAAAGCAAACAGCAGAGACAGGAUAUUCCACUCAAAGUUGCCCUUCUGAAUUGCCAAUCUAUAGUUGGAAAGAAAACAUCUCUCUACAAUAUGUGCACCAGCACGGGUUCCGAAAUCAUCAUCGGUACAGAAUCUUGGCUCAACUCAUCACAUCUGAGUACUGAGAUCUUCCCAGAAAAUUACACUGUCUACCGACGAGACCGUAAUAGAGGUAGAGGUGGCGGGGUUUUCAUCCUGGUUGAAAAGAAAUCCCAGCAGGAGCACACAUCUGGCUCGGAGGGGACUGACUUCAACCUUGGUGAUAUCGACUGGGAAAACAACAGCGGUAAUCCGUCAGCAUCUAAACCUGUCCUUUGUAAUCAAUUACUUGAAAACACUGAAAACCACUGUCUUGAACAACAAGCAACAGAACCAACAAGAGUUACUGAACACUCGUAUAACAUCUUAGAUUUAUUCUUCCCCAACAACAGCUCACUUAUCAAUACAACUGAAGUCAUUCCAGGAAUUUCGGACCAUGAGGCGGUCUACGUGGAAGCUAGUCUACGACCCCACAAGACACCCCCACUCAAGAGAAAAGUCUUCACAUACAACAAGGCUAAUUACGAGGGCUUCAGAGAGGAGCUAUGCGAGCUACAUGAAGACUUGUCCAAUAUUCCUAAUGCUUCAGUUGAUGUGCUUUGGACAAAAUUCAAGAAGAAAUUAACAUCCUUGAUGAACAAGUAUAUCCCAACAAAGAUCCUCAAGGAGGGGUUCAAGCGAAAGCCAUGGAUCGACCGUAAGGUGAGGGCUUCCAAGGCAAAGCUGUACACCAGAAUGAAGAAAACUGGUCAGGACGAAGAUAUCAACAGAUACAGACAAUGUAAGAGACAAUGUAAGAGUACCACUCAGAAACUUGAAAGAGUAACUUAUCAAAAUUAUGUGAACAACCUGAUUGAAGUCGACGACCCUGAUGAAACAAAACCUUCGAAACAAAAGAAAUUCUGGAACUACCUCAAAUCUUUACGGAAAGACAACACUGGUAUUUCACCGCUCAAGGACAAUGGAAGACUGUUCAACUCAGCGAGAGACAAGGCCAACAUACUGAACCGACAAUACAAGUAA